AUGCUGGGGUGGCUGCUGGCGGCACUGGUGGUGGGCGGCACCAUCACAGCCCAGAACUUCUCCUGCUGGAAGAAAUGCAACUCUCUCAACUCUUUCCACUGCUCCUGGUCACCUCUCGGCCCUGCUGGCAACACCUCCUACUCCCUGAAUCUCUGCUGGCAGCACAAAGGGUGUAGCCAUUUUGAUGCACACAAGAUGACAAACUACAAACUGCCACAUCACAAGCUGUACAUCUUAAACAAUGUUGUGGCCUGGGUAGAGGCAAGCUGGGAAGGCCACGUCCACAGGACCCCCAAUAUCACAUUUGUCUUCAACGAGGCCGAAAAACCAGAUCCACCUCCCUCACGGGUGCCCUUCUCCAAGACUGACGGCCAGCUGAGGCUGCGGGUGCCACGGCCACAGUGCCCUGGCAUGGACCAGCCAGCAGAGCGGGAGGCUCGAUCCUGGAGAGCAGGAGACAGCGGCUGGACACAAGUGGAAUGUAUGACCGUGAUGGUGAAAGAUGAAGAUGACUCAGUGAACUGUACCCUGAAGGGGAAUGGCACCUUUGUGGUCCAGCUACGGCAAAAGACCUGGAGCAGCUACUGGAGUGACUGGAGCAGUAACAUCUCUGUUCCUGAGGAAAUCCUGGAGAGCCCAGUGCUGAGCCACCAACUGGAAAAACUAGGAAGACAUGGGCAGCGGGUGCUGAGGCUGAGCUGGCAGGUACAGCAGCAUCUCUGGGGACCCUCCUGAGUGUCUCCCCCACCAUUUCAUCCCCCACACUGUCCACUCCCUCCCCAGCCAGUCCUCAAGGGACAAAGGGAUGUCAACUACACACUGCACGCCCACAUGCCAGCGUGUGGCUGUGCUGAGCUGGACGAGGAGGACGUUGUGGUGCUGGGGUGGGAGGUGAGGGAGUACAACCUCACCCUGUCUGGAGCUGAAUACGAAAUCCUGCUGAGGGCUGUCAAUGCCGCUGGGCCAGGGCCGGCGUCACAGCUCCACGUGCCGGCAGAGCAGCAUAGAGAUCUCAGCUUCAAGGAUGUCAGCGUGGCCGGUAGCACCGUGACGGCACAAUGGGAAGCACCAGUCCCGGGCGAGGCCUAUUGCUUCGAGCAGCAGGUCCUGGCAGAAGCCCCCCAACAGGGUGUCUGCGUCCAAGAGGAAUUCCCUGCCAAGAGCAUCCACGUGGAGAAAGGAGCACUGGGAGCGCCGGUGUGUCACCGCCUUGCUGUGCACGGCUGGGACCCGGAGCAGGGCUGGGCCACCUUCGCCCUGUGGCACCACUAUGCCAAUGACGGCUCGCUGGCCGUGCCCAUUGACAUCAGCAGCGGAGAUGCCGCCGUCGUCCUCCAGUGGAAACCAUCCCCCCGCGCCGCCUGUCCUGGGGUGCUGGCCAAGUACCUCAUCUGCCACAUGGCCGAGAGGGACAACAUGACCUACAGUGAAGCUGAUGCCACAGCAGUGAACUACACCCUCCAAAACCUCCAGCCCGGCACAGCCUACAGGGUGGGUGUUUGGGAAGUGACAAAGGACAGCGAGGGGACCUGCAGUGCUUGGAAGAAAUUCCAGACCAAGGCGUUAGGUCCUCAGGGAGCAGUGUGGAGAGCCAACCUGAAGUACCUGGGCAUCUCGCUCAGUGUCCCCGUCAUGGCUGCCAUCUACCACCUGACCAAAAAGAGGGCUCGCCACCUCCUCUUCCCACCUCUUCCUAAGCCCGUGGGCACCAAUGCCAUCCAGUUCUCUGCCGGCGAGAAGGGCCAGGGCCAGACCUGGAUAGGCCUCCUGGAGCCCUCGGAGAGGUUCAACCCAGCUGAGCUGCUGCUGACGGAGCUGAAUCCCAGCAAGGAGACAACUGACACCACCACACAGACUGAUGUGCCACAUCCCAGCGUGCCACAGCCCAAUGUGUCACAGCCCAGCGUGCCACAGUCCAGUGUGCCACAGCCCAAUGUGUCACAGCCCAGCGUGCCACAGUCCAGUGUGCCACAGCCCAAUGUGCCACAGCCCAGUCUUGUGAUGGAAAAGCCAGCGGAGGUGCUGGUGGUGUGUCCGCCAGGCUGUGAUGAGGAGAUGACCUUUGCCUACCGCAGGCAGGAGAUGCUGAGCCCAGUGGGAUUUCCACCGCCUGGCAGCACCAGUUGCACUGGGCACCCACCCAGCAAGGAGGAGGAGGAGGAGAAGGAGGAGGAGGGAAGGCAGGGGCUAUGCCAGCCGCUGAUCCCCAUUGCCCUGCUCAUCUCCAACAAAUCCAUCAUCAUCGGGGACCAGGAAGGAUGGAAUCCAUCACAGGAGAAGUUGGUGCCAUAGCCAUCACCAGGCUGGAGCAGCAGGGAUGGAUGGCAGGAACAGGGUGUCCAAUG
This is a messenger RNA of Manacus vitellinus (golden-collared manakin), 2345 nucleotides long. RefSeq names its product interleukin 12 receptor subunit beta 1 (gene IL12RB1). Lineage: Eukaryota; Metazoa; Chordata; Aves; Passeriformes; Pipridae. Gene Ontology annotation, molecular function: protein binding. The record is from RefSeq and is a predicted model, not a curated record.